AUGGAAAAUUGCGAAGGUCUACAGGCUUUAUCACUCUUACCUACGUUGCCGUCCACUUCUUUCAUCGCUGCCUUUGCUGUUGUCACUAUACUACAUUCCCCUCGCGCCUUUGCUGUUGGCGUUUUCUUCUGGCCAACAGGGAAGGUACCCACGAUGCGGGAGCGAGGGUCCUACCUACGGAGACUGCACCCCACGCUUUUGCUGCUGGCUGCGGCUGCAACGGCACUCUUUGUGUUGCUGCUCCGGGGAUACGUGGGUGAGGUGGGGGAGGAGGUGAGACCGAUGCUCAGCCCACCGCCCUUGUUGACCGCUGCGUCUCAGGCACGCAACACCACACUGUAUCAACCGCUGCAGCCAGAGGAGGUUGAAGGUGUCCUAUCGGGAAACAUCGUAGACUUUAUCUCUCCACGUGGACCACACAAGGGGCAGGAACAACCACACUUUGACUACGCUGAUGGUCCUCGGCGCUAUCAUAAUCCGUAUCAUCCUAUGCGUCGCACUUUGAGUCCCUGCCGACGGCAUCUGUACACAAAAGGGCGGUGGGUGUACAACAACAGUCUUGGACCCCGAUAUCUUUCGCGUGGGAAAGUCUUGGGAUGCUGCGAGCGGGGAUUUCGUAAAACGUUUGGGGCUAAUGGGGUUCGAAAAGAGACACAGUACGUGUGGGUGCCGGAUGCGUGUGAGCUUGUUCCGUGGGACGAGGAACUCUUCUGCCGCUCUCUCCGUGGGCGCAGCAUCAUGAUGGUUGGGGACAGCCUCACCGAUCACUGGCACGCCUCACUGUAUUAUCUUCUUGGUGGCGUGGGCGACAUCUACGAGAGCGAGGGCACUUCACGCUCUCGUCACCGAUGCAGGGGACACGCCAUCUGCCAACGGUACUACCCAGAACGUGUUAAGGAUCCUGUCAAGAUUUUUUUCCUUACCAAUCAAUUCCUGGAAAUGAGGCAUUACGCCUUUCGGAAUUUUUUGUGGUGGAAGGACAUUCAUCGCUACCCCAUUCUUAUACUAAACUCGGGAUCUUGGAUGGUGCAGCCGUCAAACGAACGGCGGAAGGUUUCAGAUGAACAGUACUACCGCUUGAUGCGGCGCGCCGCCAGCGUUAUUCGGUACCUCUACAAGGGAACUGUUAUUUGGCGUACAAGCUUUCGUGGGCAUCCCUUUUGCUGGAAGUACUCCGAACCACUUACGACCCCGCUGACCUUGGAUGCAUACAAGGUAGAAAAGUACAAAAAGUAUCGCUGGUUUGCCAUUCCUGACAGGAACGCUUACACGAAGGCACUUUGGGAAGACAUGGGAGCACAUAUUUUGGAUGUAGCGCCUAUGACAGAUCUCAUGCCGCUGGGACACAUGGGUAAGUACCACCCAAAGUAUGAGGCGAUGAAUGCAACGGACUGCCUGCAUUAUUGCUCGCCUGGAGCAGCUUACGAUCAGUGGAGCACGCUCCUGAUGAAUCUACUCUCAGGAAACAUUGUGGAUUAG
Messenger RNA from Trypanosoma rangeli, 1479 nucleotides. RefSeq names its product putative endo-beta-N-acetylglucosaminidase. The record is from RefSeq and is a predicted model, not a curated record. The transcript has a single exon. The coding region runs from base 1 to 1479 and encodes 492 amino acids. Gene Ontology annotation, molecular function: O-acetyltransferase activity. Lineage: Eukaryota; Euglenozoa; Kinetoplastea; Trypanosomatida; Trypanosomatidae.